AUGCGCCCAAAGGCUCAGCCUGAGGGAGCAGAGGCUAAGCUCGCGCAGCUGUUGCAGCUGCCACGCAACACAAAGGAGAGAGAGACAGGAAUAGGGAUAGAGCGAGAGAAACUGCCACAAAUGUUGCCGCCACGGCUGCUGCGCUUGCGGCUGUUGCGUGUGCCGCUGCAUUUAAUGGAAUUGCGCAUUUUGUUGCUGUGCCUGCCCACCUUGCUGCUGGCCACAACGCUGGAAACAGACCAAAAGUCAAUACUCACAGAUAACGAUUGGAAGAAGCUAUGGACGCGCAAUGGCAUAAAUGCCGAUUCCAAAUUGGAUAAUAAUCUCGACUCCAGCGACAGUCCCAUGUUCGAGGACAGCGAGCUGAUGGCGCACAAUACAACCGUCCAACUGGGUGGCACCGCCUUUCUCGUCUGCAAAGUCACCGGCGUGGAUCGUGUGGGUGUAAAUUGGAAUCAAAUAUCUUGGAUACGUCGCCGGGACUGGCACAUAUUAUCCUCGGGCGCCCAGCUCUACACAAAUGAUGAACGCUUUGCGAUACUCCACUCGCCCGGCUCCAACAUGUGGACGCUGCAGAUAAAGUUUGUGCAGCGACGGGAUCACGGAAUGUACGAGUGCCAGGUAUCCACACCGACUGGCAUCAUCUCGCACUUUGUGAAUCUUCAAGUGGUUGUGCCCGAGGCAUUCAUACUUGGCUCUGGUGAACUGCAUGUUGACAUGGGCUCAACAAUCAAUUUGGUUUGCAUUAUCGAGAAGAGUCCCACACCACCGCAGUACGUGUACUGGCAAAAAAAUGAUCGUCUCAUCAACUACUAUGACUCGAGGCGAGACAUAUCCAUUGAAACGACACCGGGUCCACGCACACAGAGUCGCCUCAUAAUACGGGAGCCCCAAAUCACCGAUUCUGGCAACUACACCUGCUCUGCCAGCAACACCGAGCCAGCUAGCAUUUAUGUCUUUGUAUCAAAAGGCGACAAUAUGGCUGCCAUAUCGAGGCGUAAAACUUCCUCGGCCGAUCGCAUUACGCACAUAUUUAGGUCAAUGCUGGCGCCCUGUCUGCUGCUAAACACGGUUGUCGUUAGACGCAUUUUCUUAACCUAAGCAACCAAAAUUGAAAGAAUAUUAAAAAUAAAAUAUAAAAAACAAAAUAUUAAAUAUAUAUAUGAUAUAUAUAUACAUAUAUAUAGUACAGAAUCCUAUUUAAGCUAUUUCAAUGUUAGAAUUUAAACAAAAACAAAAAACAAUACAUAUAAAUACAAAAAAAAAAAACCAAAAGUAAAACAAAAUCUAGCGUAAAAUUUAAGCUAAGUUCCAUCUAAAGAAAACCAAAAUCUGUGUAAAAAUCAUGUUAUAAAUCUAUCUCUGUCUCUGCUAGGCAUUUACAAGUUAAGUUAAACUUACAAA
Messenger RNA from Drosophila navojoa, 1404 nucleotides. It is a transcript of the gene dpr12, whose product is annotated as defective proboscis extension response 12. Gene Ontology annotation, biological process: synapse organization. NCBI's taxonomy places the organism in Eukaryota, Metazoa, Arthropoda, Insecta, Diptera, Drosophilidae. The record is from RefSeq and is a predicted model, not a curated record. Gene Ontology annotation, cellular component: neuron projection membrane.